AUGCGUGCUCACCACACAGACCUCUUUGUCUUUGACAACGACAGGUUGGCUGGCGAUAUCCUCCUCAAGGAUGGCAGCUCUAGACUAGCCUACAAUGAGUACGCCGUCUUCAAGGUUCAAAAUCCCCCCGACGACCAACACACUCUGGCCAGUCAGAGCGGGACCCACGAGAGCAGAUCCAUCCACUCGGAGACGGAGGAUGAGGCUUCACAAAUGUUCAACUCCUCUAUCAGAGGAACCCAUUCCUUGGGCACAGAUGGCAAGUUCGAGCCGCACGCCACUCCAGAUCCAAAUCUAGAGGGCCGAGUGCGCCAGAUAAUAUGCCGCAGGCGAGGGGAGCCAGGCUCUGAAGGUCUGAGCAUUACGGAUGACGAUUUUGAGGACUUGCGUCUACAUCCAUCCACGUUACAGCAUGUGCGCAGAACUACGACGGAAGCUAUGUUCUGGGAUCAAGGUCAUGAGAAACUCAGCCUCAUUCUGGCCUUCUCAGGUAACCCGCGACCCCCAUACGACUUUCUGUCCAUGACAUACGACAUACCCAAGCGUUGUCUCACGGUGCUUGUGCGUCAGUCCUUCGAUCCGCACCACCAUGGUGUCAACGACCUGGACGACUACGAGAAGCGCAUGAAGGCUUGCGAAAACCAUUGGGCUCACCCGUUCAUCUUACCCGUCAUCCUAUUGCAAGUUCAGCUCAAUCUGGCAGAGCAACAUGUGGCUAUGAACGGGGUCGAACUCUCCAAGCUGGAGAGAGAUAUCGGCAAUAUGGCGGGUUUCAUGGCCGGUGAUGAGAAGCGAAGACGGCCAUCGACGGGUGACGAUAACUCUGGCCCGCUGAACACGACCCAGCUCAUGAAGAACGCGCACCAAGUUUUGCGAAAGAGCAUUGAGCUUUUGGAUACGAUCCGCUGGUUGGAGAGGGCCAUUGAGACCUUGGUCAAGGCCGGAGACGAGCUGGAGCGCAAGAUGGCGGGGCCCGAGGGACCUCCUCCGUCGCCGGUGUCACCAAUGCCGAUGUGGGCCCAAGUGCCCAGGCUCACCGUGGAAGGGGCCGACUUCACUGACUUUAAGGGGUUUCGACAUCCGCUUGCGAGUCACUGGCAUGAGAUCAAGCAGUACCUGGAUAGCCUUGAUCGAGUAUGCAAGAGCGUUGGAACCGAGCGUAGCAUGUUGGAAACCAGAUGUCGUGCUCAGAUCGACAUUAUCUACGCCAAGAUGGCACAGGAGGACAAUAUUCUCAACGCCCGGAUGGCAGUAGCGUCGACGCGGGACUCUUCGUCCAUGAAAGCCCUGGCCGUCAUCACCGCCAUCUUCCUGCCCGGCGAGUACAUCGGCACGCUCUUCGGCAUCUCUAUGUUCGACUGGGACGGCAACGGCGGGGACGACGACGACAAGCCCAGCACCGCACCGUCGCCCCUCCUGCCGGGAAAGCGCCACCCCUUGGUCAGCAACAUCUUUUGGCUGUACUGGGCUAUCGUCGUGCCCCUGACCAUCUUCAUCAUCACGGCGUGGCGCGUCUGGUGGGUCGGCCAGGACCGCUUCUUCCGCAAGCAUCUGUCGAGGGAGCUCAGCGAGGAGCGGUACUGGACCGACAACGGCCGGCCGCGCGAGCUCGAUCACUCGUUCAUGCACGACUUCUUCUACCUGUCGGUGAGGCGGGACGAGAGGGCGCCGGAGGAGAAGCCCCCGCAGCUCAGUCGGUCGACCUCCUUCUUCCACCGCACCCGGACCCUGAGCAACUCCAAGGACGACAGUAGCGGAUUUGGCGACCUGCCGAGAGCCCACACGGGGAUCGUGCUGCCUCGUCGGCGACCGAGGAACGGGAGUGGAGGGGUCUCCGAGCGAGGCUCUGGUGGGAGAUUUCAGCAGAUAUCGUUUGCGAGACAGAGCAGUCGCCGAAUGACGGGCUCAGCCAUGGUGUGA
This is a messenger RNA of Thyridium curvatum, 1920 nucleotides long. RefSeq lists its product as uncharacterized. Bases 1 to 1920 code for a protein of 639 amino acids. The transcript is spliced from 5 exons. NCBI's taxonomy places the organism in Eukaryota, Fungi, Ascomycota, Sordariomycetes, Thyridiales, Thyridiaceae. The record is from RefSeq and is a predicted model, not a curated record.